AACUUCCCUCAUUCAGCCUGUUCUACCGCUGUACCUCUCAACCUCUGCUGUUCUCUUCAUUCACUGUGGGGCUGUCUGAAAAGUGAAGGUAAGAGGCAAUGAACGCCGGGAUCUGUGUGUGUGUUCUCCUCGCCGCCCUUGCCAGCAGCUGCCUGGGACGGCCAUCUCACUCACCAAACCCGGACCUGGGCCGGGCAGAGCCCCCCAAACUGGACAACGCUCUGUCCACACACAUACGCCAAGCCCGCUCGGCAGUGCCCGCAGGACAGCUCACCCCCUACUCCAAACCCAAUGAGGAGGAGGACUCUCGCACCAGUCUCAGCCAGCUACUGGCCAGAUUGAUAUCGAGGAAAGGUGGGUUCCAGCCCCCAAGAAGCAUGUCCGUCAGCAGCCGAGCUAGCGGGCCCGGGCCCAGUCACAGAAUAAAGGACCGGGACUAUCUGGGCUGGAUGGAUUUCGGCCGUCGGAGUGCUGAGGAGUACGAGUACUCCUCCUAAAACGUGACCCUGAGCCCUGGUCUUUGACCCUGAAUCCUGCUACACAACACCUGCUGCGCAAACACCCCCAAAUCAUCUCAGAAAUUGUCAUGGAAGCAAGAAUUAUCAUCCCAAAAGCUAUAUUUAUUAUGUAUUUGAUGUAAAUUUGUUUGUAAACCAGAUAUAUGAAGCAAUAUAAAUGUAUGUAAACAGAUUUUUAAAGAAAAAAAAUGAGAGAGAAAAAAGUUUUUUUCAUUUGGUUUCUGUCUCUGACCAUCUACAGGGUGAAAUCUGCUUGUCUUCUAAACACAGAGACACCAGGUUGUUGUAGAAUAAAGCACUCCUGCAUCCA
Hypomesus transpacificus is the source of this 828-nucleotide messenger RNA. RefSeq names its product cholecystokinin a (gene ccka). Gene Ontology annotation, biological process: digestion. The record is from RefSeq and is a predicted model, not a curated record. The transcript has 3 exons. Lineage: Eukaryota; Metazoa; Chordata; Actinopteri; Osmeriformes; Osmeridae. Gene Ontology annotation, molecular function: neuropeptide hormone activity. Bases 99 to 497 code for a protein of 132 amino acids. Gene Ontology annotation, cellular component: extracellular region; axon.